Gilbertella persicaria is the source of this 210-nucleotide messenger RNA. RefSeq lists its product as uncharacterized. Bases 1 to 210 code for a protein of 69 amino acids. The record is from RefSeq and is a predicted model, not a curated record. The transcript has a single exon. NCBI's taxonomy places the organism in Eukaryota, Fungi, Mucoromycota, Mucoromycetes, Mucorales, Choanephoraceae.
AUGAAUCAAGUUCGAUGGCUGUAUUCUUCGGGAAAAGACUGGAAUUGUUUCGAUAUAAAAACACAGCAAUUGAUUGAAAAACUUUGGUGUACAAAUCAAGCAAGUUGGAUAGACAGUGAGGCAUUUCAAGAGCCUAUUUAUGUAGACACUGCACUAAUGACAUUAAUGUGUGGUGGUUAUUCGUACACAAUUGCUAGACUUAGACACUAA